AAAUAUAUCAUGAAUACCUUCUCUUUAAUCUAAUUUUCAUUUUAUAAGACACAAAAAAAUAUAAUGUAGCCUGCUGCAUGUUAAUUGUAUCUUAUUUUGGAAGUGUGAUUGUCACAUCCUGGAAGUGACGUAGCUUUCUGUGGCCUUAACGACCGUCGGUGUUAUUUAGACCUUAGACAGAAGCACCUCUGUUGUUUACCUUCCUGUAUUCACGGUAUGAUUUGUGUAAUCAGUGCUUUCGUGUCGUUUUAAAUUAAUGAUCUGAAUAUCUCGUAAGACAGAUAACGUUAUUAUCCCGUUAAACUGCAAGAAAACAGCUCAAUCUGCAGGGUGAUUGACAUGAUUCCAGUAGUGGUGGUCCAUGGAGGGGCGGGUCAUAUCCCAAAGGAGCGGUCAGAAAAGUCCACUUCGGGGGUGUGCUCGGCAGCCCGAGCAGGGAACACCAUCCUCCGGGGAGGCGGCAGCAGCAUGGACGCUGUGGUGGAGGCCGUCACCGUGCUGGAGAAUAACCCCUCCUUCAAUGCAGGAUGUGGGUCAGUGCUGAAUGUCAAAGGAGAGGUGGAGAUGGAUGCCAUGGUGAUGGACGGGAAAACACUGGCUAGUGGUGCCGUGUCUGCUGUACGAAACAUAGCCAACCCAACCAAGCUAGCAAGACUGGUUAUGGACAAGACGAGUCAUGCGUUUCUGACAGCAGAGGGGGCCAGUCAGUUCGCCCGGUCUAUGGGUGUCCCCGAGGUGCCCCUAGAGUCCCUCAUCACCGAGUACUCCCGCAUGCGCUGGAAAAAGAACCUGGCACCUGAGGCUAACCAUGUGGAGUGCCAAAUGGGGAAGAUGGGAACGGUUGGAGCAGUGGCGGUCGACAGCGAGGGCAACAUAGCCUGUGCGACCUCCACCGGUGGGAUGCUGAACAAGAUGGAGGGACGGGUGGGCGACACACCCUGCGUAGGGUGUGGAGGUUUCGCUGACAACCAGGUGGGAGCCGUGUCGACGACAGGCCACGGAGAAGCCAUCAUGAAGGUCACUCUGUCCAGACUCAUCCUGUUCCACAUGGAGCAAGGUCAGUCAGCGGAGGCUGCCAGUGAUCUAGGCCUGGCCUACAUGAAGUCCAGAGUGGAAGGUCUGGGUGGGGUGGUGACUGUGGACCCUCAGGGUCGCUGGGCCGCUCGCUUCUCCAGCCGGCAGAUGGCCUGGGCUGCAGCUCAGAAAGACACCCUGCACUAUGGCCUGUACACUGGAGAACACAUCACCCAGAGCAUCGAUGACCCACUCUGACAGGAAAUACUACACCUAUAGGUUUCAUAUUUUUAGACUAACAUUUCUUUUUUAAUUAAAAUUGGUGAAAAUAUUGUUAAUAUAGCCUAUACUUUAGGUGAUAUAAAACAUGAACAUGAAGAGAAUUUUUUUAUUUUAAAACACUGCAAUCAAGUGGAAGUUAUGAGGUCCAUUUAUAAUUUCCCCCAAAACUAUUUAACUAAUUAAAACUUUUAAUUAUUCUGUUUGUUGAAAUUUCAUCCAUCAUUACAGAGUAGUGAAAUUACCAUAUUUUAUUACAACAUUGCUAAAAAUCUUAGCCCAAUUUUCCUUUAUAUCUACGGAUGUAUUGACCUGAUCUGUGCAGAAUUAAGUUGGCACACAGAUCACAUGUAGUAGAUGAUUUAGUACAUUUCACCUUUGCAUCUUAGAUUUUUAUACUUCAGAAAAAUAUAGAAUUUCUACUAAUUAAAAAAGAAAAUUUAUAGGAAAUUGAUCAUGCACAAGCUUUUUUUUCCUUUGUAGCAGAAAGUAUUUUAAAAUCAAAUUAAAUACAAAUAUUUUUGUGUGUGAGAUUUUCAAAUGACUUAAUGACAAAAAAUAAGCUUCCUAUAAUUAAAGAGUUCGAGUUGUAGAUGAAAAAUCUAAACUGUGUGUUUCUCAUCUGAUCAUGUAUCCAUUUUGUGCAAUGAAAUACUUCUAAAAGUAAAAUUAAGAUUUCUCUGUAUAUUACUGUAACUUAAAUGUAAAAGGCAAAACGCUGCCAUCACUGCAACGUUUGAACCAGAGCUGGUAUUUGUGAAUCAGUAAUCAGGUGAUGACUGUCAGUGUUGAGGCUUUGUGUUAGGAAAACAUUGAUUCCUGACAAUAAACGCCUCUAAUCCCGGAG
Messenger RNA from Sebastes umbrosus (honeycomb rockfish), 2140 nucleotides. RefSeq names its product asparaginase and isoaspartyl peptidase 1 (gene asrgl1). The coding region runs from base 340 to 1272 and encodes 310 amino acids. The transcript is spliced from 7 exons. Gene Ontology annotation, molecular function: asparaginase activity. NCBI's taxonomy places the organism in Eukaryota, Metazoa, Chordata, Actinopteri, Perciformes, Sebastidae. The record is from RefSeq and is a predicted model, not a curated record.